This is a messenger RNA of Capronia coronata CBS 617.96, 2700 nucleotides long. RefSeq lists its product as uncharacterized. The record is from RefSeq and is a predicted model, not a curated record. Gene Ontology annotation, molecular function: DNA binding. Lineage: Eukaryota; Fungi; Ascomycota; Eurotiomycetes; Chaetothyriales; Herpotrichiellaceae. The coding region runs from base 1 to 2700 and encodes 899 amino acids. Gene Ontology annotation, cellular component: nucleus. The transcript has a single exon.
AUGCCUUUCAAAAUUCGAGAUAGUAGCCCCGAACGGCGGCGGGAGAAAAAGGAGUCUAGUAAGAUGGAAAAGCAUGAAAGAGAGCGGAAAGACAGAGACAAAGACAGACAUCGCUCGCAUCGCAAAACGCCAACGAAGGAAAAGACCACAUCUAGAUCAUCGCUUUCACCCGCGGACGGAAAGAGACGAUCUUCCAUGCCUGGGAAAGUUGAAGUCGAAGAUGCCUCCCUCAGAUCCGAAUCCAAGUCUAGUCUUCCAUAUCCGACCUUUUCCAAGGAACACAGUCGGGAAGCGGUGGGGGUUAGUGCGAGGCCGACGCUGAAUGUGUUUACACCACCUACGACGGAUUUGAAUGGGUCCAAGGACCGGUUGUCAACAGGAAAGUCGACGCCCAUGUCCAACCAUGCUCCUCCUAGUCCACCUCUCACCGAUCAGAACUCCGGGUCGGGAAAGUGGAGACACAACGCAGGCAAGCCAGUGUCUGUAGAGACGAUACCGGAAGAGAAGGAUAUAAGGAAUGACAAAGAUUCCAAGAUCAAAGCCAAGCUACGGCCACGCUCCUCCAGAUCCAAUGGCCAUUUACGCAGCUCGUCGGAGCUGGGGGCAAAUAGUUUGCCGACGAAGAAACAUCGAGAUGUAGCAGACUCGCCACUCAAGACGACAACUUCGGUUGAUACUGGUAUUCCUCAGAGAUCAGUCAGUCAACCGACCAGACUUGACUCGCCCAUCACGGCAACAAGCGCUACCGAAUCGGCCACCAAUAUCAGCUCGGACGCAACCUCCAUAGCCCCAGACCAACCCAGUAUUCAGCGACCUGGCUCGAAGAUUCCUCCAGCGGCGGCACAACAUGAUAUUCAACACCAUCGCGGUCCAAGUGUUCAGCCCCAGUCCCGUGGCGUCACGCCCUUGGAGGUAUUUGUUGAAGACGGAUCUUCAAUUCUAUCUGCCACUGCCGACGGCGUCUCGGCCACUCCAGGACCUCCACCUCCUCCUCCGCCUCCUCCUGUCAUUGCCCCAGUUCCCAAAGUCGAUUAUUUGCUCCAACAUGGCGGGUUGAAUCAACCAGUGCCGAAGAGACUUUUGUUGGCGGGUAAGCCCAUGGCCGUGCAACAGGCUCAAUCCCCUGAGCAGCCACCAGUUGUGGUUGCGAACCUCUUUCAACCUUACACAUCACUUCUCGAUGAUUACGAAAAGGUCAUGUCGAAGAACGGCUCUCUUGCUGUUGCGACAGGCUAUCGAUCUGUAGCGCGUCGAUUGCUCGACCGACUCGAGGCGGUCUUUGCGCGAGAUAUCUCCUCCGAAGCUUGUCGUUGUCCUAUGUGCGGGUAUGACCACUCACACGAUGUGCGGAGUGUUAGCUGGGGGGAAGCGCUGGAAUUGGUCUCUGGUCGCAAAGAGCUUCCUCCUUGGCCCCCGUUCACGUUCACACAGUCUCCGGUGGGAUUGGGCAUUUCCCUCGAACUCCAUGUGCCGAUGCAAAAGCUUGAUAUCGAUGUUCCAGAUGAAUACCGGGAACAUUACAUCCGACAGUCGCGCAAGACCAAACAAAGCGUCGACAAGUGGUUGAACCGUCAAACCGACAGUCCCAGCUCUCCACCAGAAGAAGUUGACGACGAGACACUCACCUUUGCCAUCCUCACACAUCUACCGGCUGAGCAGAGACCAGUGUUCAAGGACCUGUUGGGUAUUGUCGACAGACCGAUGGAACCCCCUCGAAGAGCUCCGACACCAGACUUGCGGACACAGAAUGGUCUCGCGCCUCGACCACCCCUACCCACCCCGACUCCGACUCCCGCACCUCGUAUUCGGCCGGAACACAUCACCACUGCAUCUCAAGCAAUACAACGGCUAUAUCGACUGCCUGUUGCACCACGAGACUCGGAGGCUGCGCUGUUCCUCUUCAAUAACCCUACAUUGCACAAUGCACUGGCCACCCUUGCCGCAAUAUCCAAUGAUGAAUGGGAUAUUUUGAUCUCCGGUCGGUUUGACGGGUUCUUGCGCAGUGGAGCCGAGGAAGGGCCCACGUCGAUGGCAGAGAUGGGCGUCCCUUCCAGAGGUCCUACACCGCAUCGUCCACCCACGCGAGGCAUAACGCCAGGCUAUGUUGGGGUUGGCGGCUCUGCGUCCGUACCCAACGGCGAUGACUACCGGUCCCGACAAGGAAGCUACGGCCACACAUCCUCAUAUCCAGGUGCGACGGCACAGUAUGGUGCUCCCAUCGCUUUCGACGAGGAAAUCGAGCUUGCCACGCUGGCCGAGGUCGAGCGGGACAUUUAUGCCGGCAUGGAGGCCCUCGAGGAUGCCUUUGAGGCCUUACAUAACAAGGCCGAGCUGGUGCGUCGCGCGUUGCGUGAACGUGCUGCCGGUCUGGCUGCAGCUGCACAACGCCGACGGGGUCAUCUCGGUGGAGGGGUUGAGGUUCGCAUGGACACUCCGGCGAGUGGAAUUCUGCCCAGUUUUCCUGAUGGUGACACCGGCGGCGGCGGUGGGAAACCAUGGGAUGCUGAAACGGAUGACGGGUUGGGUGAAUGGGAUGGGUACAGUGAGAUCGAACCGGACGAUUCGGCGAGCAAUAUCUCCAGUGCGAGACGACGGCGGCCGAAACGAAGAAACGAGCGAAGAACCCCGGCUCUCAUCGAGGAGGAAGAUGAGUACGAGGACAUCAUCAGUGAAUGGACCGGCAGUCCGAGAAAGCGGUGA